CUGUACUGCCAAUAAUCUUCGCUUGCUUCAUGGCAGUGACCAGUGACGUCAUAACGAUGUGUUGAUGCUGAGAACAACAAAAGAAACUAUUGUGGUUAGAGGUACUUUACCUUUUCUUUCCAGCCGUCAAAGCCAGUCAGGUCACAACAUGCAGCCAUCUCCUGGGUUUGAUCAAAAAGUACCUAUUUUUGUAUUUCCACAGUCAAUUAAUUUUUAUCUUGAUGAUCAAACAACUCACAAACAAGUCUUGACUCUCUAUAAUCCUUAUGAAUUUGCAGUAAGAUUUAAAGUUAUGUGUACAGCUCCCAACAAGUAUACUGUUGUGGAUCCAGAAGGUUCAAUUAAGCCACAGUGUUGCAUAGAUAUUGUAGUACGCCACAAUGCAACAACCUCAUCAAAUUGCAAUGUAACUGAUAAAUUCCGAAUUCAAAUGCAAGACCUUACUACAAAACAGGUUAUCGGAAAGCGAGAUGUUACAGCUCGACUGGUCCCUGGAACUCAUGAUGCCUCUUCAGAGAGAGAUAGGGAUAAUUUUCAACAACUGCCACUUGUAUCUGGUGCUCAGUCUCCUCAACAACAACAGUACCUUGUCAGAGAUGGAAGAGCAGGACGUGCUGCUGCACCAAACUAUGUUGCUGUUGCGGUCGGAGUCCUCUGUUGUGUUGCACUAAUGCUUCCCACGGAAGGAGAUAAAUCGCCUGCCCCAUUUCACCUCUCAGUGAAUUUUAAACUUGUCCUUGCCUAUGUUUUAGGUUUGGUUACCAUGGUAGUUCUGCGUCCAUACUAAGUGUCUUUCUCUUCAACGCAUAUCUUCUGACUGUUUCUGAAUUGAGGUGUGGGAGUUGAAAUUUUCUGUGUUCUAUACCAUGACAGUAGUUAUUCUUAGGCAGGUCUCUGCUGCUAAGCCACUGUGAUUUGUAAGAAGAAACAGAAAGAAAAAGAAGUUGCUUGUAUAAAUAGUGUUUUAUCUUAAGAUGUGGGUGAGGAAGUUCUGUGGAGAGUGUAUAUGCAUGCGAACUUACUAGUACCUCCUCACUCUAGUGAGCUAUGAAGUAACUAUCAUUCAGAGCCAUAAUUGAGUGUAUUUUAUGACAACUUAAGAUUUUCAGUUGUAUUUAUUCAGUCAGAAGCUUUAUAACAAUUUCAAGUCACAUCUUCCUCUGUGAUACAGUAGUAAAGAAACCUGUUUUAUGCUUCAAGAGAAAUGUUGAGGGCAUGUAUCUGUGAUAAGGGUGAUAGUAUUAAGUUUAUUUUUUUUACAUGUAAUUACUUUGACAUCUGAAUAACUUGGAUAGUCUCAAACUGUAAUUGGUAACUUUAAAAAUCUGAUCAAAAAUUCCACUGUAACAGUUCUCUUUUUCAGAACUAGGCGGAUUGUCAUGAAACUUUCCUUGUCAUUAUGUUAUUGUACUUAUUUUUUCUUUUCCAUUUUUUAGACAAGAAAGAUAUAAACUGAUUAUCAACAAGUCAUCAUUCAGAGGUUUUUUUCUUUUCUUAAAACAAAAAUGUAAGGGGCUUUUUACUGAGCAAUUUUAAGAAUGGAACAUCAUAAACGUUUUUGUUACUUUGCCUUGGUUUGUUUGUGUUUAAGGGGGUUGUAAAUUCAAGAUUUUAUGUGAUGUAUUCAAUAAAAUAGCAGCAGGAACUUUA
This is a messenger RNA of Thrips palmi, 1650 nucleotides long. RefSeq names its product motile sperm domain-containing protein 1-like. Gene Ontology annotation, cellular component: cytoplasm. Lineage: Eukaryota; Metazoa; Arthropoda; Insecta; Thysanoptera; Thripidae. Bases 65 to 787 code for a protein of 240 amino acids. The transcript has 6 exons. The record is from RefSeq and is a predicted model, not a curated record.